AUGUGUGCCUCCACGAUGACAUCGUUUAAAUCCCUUCCACCAGAAAAUUGCCAGCAGGGAAAUGGAGCAUCCUACCGAGGGACAGCCUCUAUGACAGAAACAGGCAAGACUUGUCAACGCUGGAACAGUCAGACACCCCAUCAACACCAAUAUACACCUGUUAAUUACCCAUUAGCCGGGUUGGAGAAUAACUACUGCCGGAAUCCAGGAAGCUGGCACGAGAUUUGGUGUUACACGACGGAUCCCGGCGAGACAUGGGAGAAUUGUGACGUACCAGUAUGCGUAUGCGACAAACGCCUGACGGGUGACGAUGGGACGUUCACCAGCCCAAACUACCCAAACUUGUACCCUAACGGCAAUGAGUGCCGCUACGAGAUCUCUGUCACUCCGCCCAAAGUCGUCAGGCUGACCUUCACGGAUUUCAACCUUGAGGAGCGGUCUGACUUCCUGUACGUCUAUGACGGAAACACAACUGAUGAAGCGUGGGAGAUAAAAAGGCUUCAUGGAGCAAACAUCCCGAGUCCAAUAACGUCAACCCGAAGCAUCAUGACUGUUAGAUUUACCUCUAACUUAUCAGGAAACCUGAAGGGAUUUCAGGCCAACUACACAGCAGUAGAAAAAGUGUUAUCUACCUGUGAGGUCGGCCAGUUCCUGUGUGAUGACGGUGUGACCUGCAUAAAAGCUUGGGAACGGUGUGACGGAAACAACGACUGCAGAGACGGUGAAGAUGAGGAUGCAAACACCUGUGCUUGUCAAGAUAUUCCAGAGUCUUUGAGGAUGUGCAGUGACCUUGAGUACGACAAAAUGACACUUGCCAAUCCUCUCAACUCCGCCUACACAACGGUAGAUGACAUCGCAAGGUCAAACCAGUUCAAUGCCUACAGGGAUCUGGCGGUUUCCGGGUGUCAUCCCCGUAUUAAAGAUUACGUCUGUGCCAUCAUUGCGCCGCGCUGCAAUUCCAGUUUUAGUCCGAACCCCCGGCAAAUGCUGCCCUGUCGGUCUUGGUGUGAAGAGGUCAAGUACUCGUGUAAACAUCAGCCAACCUGGUCAAUUUUCCCAACCUGUGACAUGUUCCACUACAACAACUGCAACAACGUCAGGCCUUCAAGGACCCAGACUGGCGUUGAGUGCUUCAAUGGAAAUGGAGCAAACUACAGAGGGGACGAGUACAGAGACCCCAUAGGUGAAGGCGAUUGCAAUCGAUGGGACGCGGAUAUCCACCCAAAAAAGUACCCAUGGUCGAAUCUUGUCGAUAACAAAUGUCGCAACCCUCCUGUGAGCGCUCGAGACAUCAGGCCAUGGUGCUUCACAUCCAGUGGCUUUGAGUACUGUGACAUAAUGCCCUGCAACACUUCGAUUAAAGGGUGCAAAGAUCCGGGCAAACCCCUGUUCGGAAAAAGGAAUCCCGUCCUGAAGUUCUACUGGCCUUAUAAUAGAAUCACGUACACCUGUGACACGGGAUUCAAGUUCCCGAAGGGAAGUCCCCCCAAUACAGCACGGUGUGUUCAAGUCAACGAAUCAACGGGAGAGUUCGACUGGGCAACACAGAAACCUAAAUGUGUUGUCGACCACAAAUACAAGCUUCAAAAGGAUCUUCUUAGCGAGACUGUCUACAACGUGGAGGUUGCUCCAACAACUAAUCUGUAUAUUAAAGCAUAUGUCGUUAACAUCAUCAACUUGGAUGAAAAAGCUGAACAAAUAGUAACAUCCUACAAAGCUGAAUGGACCUGGAAAGAUGAUCGAUUGACAUGGGAUCCUGAGAGGUACGGUGAUUUUGACCACGUCUUCGUCAGUGAUGAACUGGUGUGGCAACCAACAUUGACACUGGAGAGAAAUGCUGACACAAGGUACAGCGGAGAUUUCCCUAACACAGAAGUAAGAAUAGAUAACGACGGUGAAGUGACCUGGCCUAUAGCAGCAUUGGCCUCGACAACCUGUACCCUGGACCCUUUUCUCUUCCCGCAGGACAACAUGACAUGCGCAAUUUGCUGGACUGUUGGAGAAGACUACACAAUUGGAUGUGCAAAUCAAACUACACACCAUGACACCAAGGUCAAAAAUAAGAACUUCCUGACCUGCCUAAAUCCCGAGGCCGACAUUGUCACGGGGGAGUGGACUGGAAAAACAACAGCUUCAUCUUCAAACAACGAGGCCUGCCUGACGAUAACACUCAAGCGAGAUCCCACCUAUCACUACUCCACAACCAUCUCUCCCUGUCUCAUCCUGAUCGUCCUCAUGAUCAUCACCUUCAUCAUGCCCAUUGAUAAAGGCGACAGGAUUGGAUUCGGCGUCACCGUGCUGCUGUCCAUGGUGGUGUCGCUAGUCGUCGUUACUGGCUUCCUGCCUGUGUCAAGUACCCUGCCAUUCAUCGCUAUGCUGAUCAUAGUGUGCAUGGGUCUGAUGGCACUUUUCAUGCUGUGGACUGUCUUUAUCCUCAUCAUACACGACAAGAAGGGUCCCCUUCCGAGAUGGGCACGGACUUUCUUCCUGAAGCAUAUGGCAAGGGCCGUGUUCUUGGGUGACUUGACCAAGAAGCUGAAAAAUGAAGAGCCAACAGGCGACGCUGUAAAGAACAAAGUUAAUGACAUCGAAGGGCACUCCAACCACGCCUUCAAAAUGGACAAUGGCCCAUCUGCCGGACAGGUCAACCCACCUCCCAACGUGAAGAACGAGGUCGGAGCUACCCUUAUUCGUUUAAAUGGAAGCGUAGAUAAGUUAGAUGCUACUGUUAGUCAACUGUCUUGUAGCAUCGAUGCUCUGGCAAAGGCAUGUGGUGCUGAUGACGAUGAAGAAAAGUCAGAGUACGCUUGGUUGGCUCAUGUCCUUGACCGUUUGGGAUUGAUUUUCUACAUUGUUGCUGUCGCCGUGGCCAUUCCGUGUACUCUGUUCGUUGGUCGCAAACGUGUCGUUCCUACCUAAAAAGGCUCAUAACAGAUGAUAUUUGAUGAAAUGAAAACUAUGUCCGUACAAAAUGUUUUUGUCAGCGUCAUAGAUAUUUGAUUGCAAUUUUAUAUUCAUGAAAAUUUGAACUGCAACACAAAAAAAUGGACUCACUCAAAUCUGCGACUGUACAACAGUCUUGCAGUUCAAUCUUGUUUCAAAAUGACUUCUACCGACACAGAUGAACUGUUAGGUUAAUUUAUAAAUUCUAUAAAUUUGUUGGUUUCAAAAAAAGCAACAGGAACACAAAAAAAUGAAAAAGAAACUGUUGACUUACAGUAUUGCUGUAUAAUAGAGAUUAAAUAUUGAAAAGUUUGGAAUAAAGGUAUCAGAAAAUACAAAACAUGCAAAGUCAGAACGUCCUCCUAAAUUCGAUAAGAAGACAUAAUCUCGAUUUAUAAAGCCCGUAGUAAGAAUCACAUUGCAGAUGCUCAAGGAAGGCAUCUCAACGUAAGACUUACUAAUUCGUGUGAGUAAUUAUACGAGUAACGUAUGUAAACAGAUCUUUUAAACACAGACAUUAUAUUACAAUCCAGCCAUAUAGAUAGGUACUUAUUAGGUAAAUGUAAAGGUAAUCUCUAGAACCGGCAAAAUUGUUAAAACUGGGCGCAUGAUCAUGAUACAGAGACAAU
Molecule: messenger RNA, 3572 nt
Organism: Branchiostoma belcheri (Belcher's lancelet)
Lineage: Eukaryota; Metazoa; Chordata; Leptocardii; Amphioxiformes; Branchiostomatidae
Exons: 16
Coding region: 1-2919 (972 amino acids)
Biological process (GO): monoatomic ion transport
Cellular component (GO): membrane
Molecular function (GO): extracellular ligand-gated monoatomic ion channel activity; protein binding
Source: RefSeq, a predicted model, not a curated record